AUGAAUGAGAAGAACCAGACGUUGGUCACUGAGAUCUUUCUCUUGGGAUUUCAGAAUCUACACAACUUGAAGAUUCCCCUGUUCUCUCUGUUCCUUCUGAUUUACAUUAUGACAGUUUGGGAGAAUGUUCUCAUCAUAGCAUUGGUGUCAUCCAGCCGGAACCUCCAGUCCCCCAUGUACUUCUUUCUCCAGCAGUUGGCUCUGUCUGAUCUAUUUGACUCUACAAUUAUUAUGCCCACCCUGCUCCAAACUGUAAUACAUGAAGGCACCACAGUGUCCCUUGUAGGCUGUAUUUCUCAAUGGUAUUUCUUUUCCAGCUCUGAUGCAUUUCAGUGUUUCCUUCUAGCAGUAAUGUCCUAUGACAGAUACGUGGCCAUCUGUAUCCCACUGCGUUACUCUUCUAUAAUGUCCCACAGGGUUUGUGUUACAUUAAUUCUCAUACCAUGGGCUCUUGGCUUUGGCCUUACAGUGAUUACAGUGGAUCUUAUAGGGACACUACAGUUCUGUGACCAAAAUACCAUCAAUCAUUUCUUCUGUGAUUUCUUCCCACUUCUUGAGCUUUCCUGCUCAGACACUUUAUCACUUCAAAUAGAGACAUUCUUCCUAUCAGUCCCCAUGAUAUUUGUUCCCUUUAUACUGAUCACUGUAUCAUAUAUGUGUAUUGGCCGUGCAAUCCUAAAGAUAGUGUCCAAUACCGGGAGACAAAAAGCCUUCUCCACCUGCAGCUCCCACUUGGCUGUGGUCUCCAUAUUUUAUGGGACUAUAAUCGCUAUUUAUGUGGUUCCUCCCAGAAAAGAAUCAGAAACCAUUAGCAAAGUUAUGUCUUUGUUAUACACUGUAGGGAUUCCUUUGGCCAACCCAGUAAUUUACAGUUUGAGAAGUACAGAUAUCAAAGAAGGUAAAUCUGGGAGGGAAAGCUACAAUAUGUUUAUAUGUAACUACCCUGUUCUGCAAGCCCCUUAAGUA
Molecule: messenger RNA, 966 nt
Organism: Xenopus laevis (African clawed frog)
Lineage: Eukaryota; Metazoa; Chordata; Amphibia; Anura; Pipidae
Product: olfactory receptor 5G3
Exons: 1
Coding region: 1-963 (320 amino acids)
Source: RefSeq, a predicted model, not a curated record